Photinus pyralis (common eastern firefly) is the source of this 6679-nucleotide messenger RNA. RefSeq names its product transcriptional regulator ATRX-like. The transcript has 25 exons. The record is from RefSeq and is a predicted model, not a curated record. The coding region runs from base 132 to 6593 and encodes 2153 amino acids. NCBI's taxonomy places the organism in Eukaryota, Metazoa, Arthropoda, Insecta, Coleoptera, Lampyridae. Gene Ontology annotation, cellular component: nucleus. Gene Ontology annotation, molecular function: ATP hydrolysis activity; ATP-dependent chromatin remodeler activity; ATP binding.
UGUGGUUAUGUAGCCAUUGUGAACUAAAGGUGUAUGUUUACAAUUUGUCUACCAAUGUAAAAUGCAGAAUUCCUCAUAACAAAUAGAUAUUAGGCUCUUUACAUACCCUUACAUUCCCUGGAUAUUGCAAAAUGAACUUAAAUGGAACCGAUGAUGAGAACGAUGAAUGGUGCUACACUUGCACAGUCUGCAGGAGCCAAAUUGGCCAUGAAGAAAUAUUAAACAAUUCCAUGACUUCUCAUCCAAUUUUAAGAGUUCUCGUUUGUCAAAAGUGUCAUAGUCAUUUUAUAUACGACCAUAAAACCAAAUUAGAUAGAACACAAAACUUGUGUCUCUGGUGUUUUAAGACUGGCGACUUGAAAUCUUGUAGCCUGUGUACUGAUAAAUUCUGUGUGAAAUGUUUGAAACACAAUCUAGAACCGGAAGAAUAUAAUAAAUUGCUUAGCGAUUCUCCAUGGAUCUGUGUAGUUUGUGGGCCUCGAUCAAUACAUAGGCUUCAAGCGAUUUGUAAGAAAGUAAUUGGAUUAUCACAGAGGCUCAACAGAACGAGAUAUUUGCAAAGUAACUACCAAAAUGAGACUGCUAGCCAAAGUAAAUCUCGAUCGAAUGUGGAUGAUAUCACGGACGAUCAGCUAUUGAAAAUGAAAGAUAAUGUCAUUAAAUUAUCCAAUCAAUUUUUAAAAUUAUUCGAAAACGCGCAUGAGGAGGUGUUAAAAUUUAAGUCAAAAAUAGAGCAAUUGUUUACACAUAACGAUUUUCAUAAAGCGCCGCGAUUUUUGCAAAGCCUCAUUGAAACCACGAAAGCCAACUUAAAUUUAUGGGAAGCGGAAGUCAACGAUUGGAAAUCUCCAUUAGACACUAAGGAUGGAAUUCUGGGAAAGCGAAAGUUCAAUUUGAGUAUUAAACGGCUAUCAGAUUCUGAUACAAAUGACGAAUUUUCUAAUAAAACGGUACCCGAGGAGAAAGCAGGAGAGUCAAUAUCUGAGCAAUGUAGUGAACCUAAUCCAGUAUGCAACAAUGAAUCUUCAGUACCAAUAGAAGUUAUUAUCAAUAAACCAUCCAUAUUUGAUUUGUCUGAGGAAUCUGUCGACAGUGAUUGUAGUGUCUUUUCGCAGGCUACCAAUAUAAUAGCUCAAAUUUGUGAAGCACCUGCAAAAGAUGAAGAGGAAACAAUAAAUUCCGCUAAUGAUGACAAUGCCACAAAUAUUUCAGUGGAAAGUUUAGAAUCCGAGUCAUCUUUUGUAUUUGACUUACAAGGAUACAUAUCCAAUGAUAUGCUUUCCGCAGAUGAUUUUUUGGAGGGAACCGAAGAUGAUAUAAAAGAAUUAAGUACUGUAAGUUUCCAUAUAAAGGACAAUCUUACAGACAGCAUAUUACAAGCGGAACAUAUGGAUUGUGAUAGUGCUACAUGCCCCAAUGACUUUGAAGAACAGGAAGACGAAGUAUUACAUAGUCACAAUGAUCCUGACGAAGAAGGAAAAAGGUGUAUGGAUCAUGAUUAUGCCAUACCAGAUGCUACUGGCUGUGAUGACUGUGAAGAUAAAAAAACAAUAGAAGAGUUUCCACUGAAAUCAGAGUUUUUAAAUGUUCUACAUCUUGCCCCUACAUCUCAAACCACGCCAAAUAAAAGCGAAAAUGAAGAAGACGAAAACGAAGAGCAACAGUCAAAUGAUGAAUGUGAAUUGUGGAACGUGUUGUUGCAUGUCCAAGAUGCUUCUCCCCCCCUACCCGAUAGUUCCUCCAGUGGCGAAAGUGAUGCUGAUGAAUUUAAUGACAAGUACAAUUUGCCAAAAGGCGUCCACGGCAGUAUUUCAUAUGAGCUUCCCCCACUUCCUGAUUCACCCGCACCGGAAUCUGAUAUUAAUGACCACAAUGAUAGGUUGCAACAAGAAAUAAAACCUUGCUAUGUGCUGAUCGAAAAACUUGACGUUACGGAAACAAUAACACAUUUUGAAAGACAUUCAGAAGGGGAUAAUACCGCAAAAGUUGAUAGCGAGAUAGAAAGACUGACAAAUUUGGAUAAUAUUGAUAGAAAACGUAAGCAUAGUUUAAAUCAUUCCAAAGGAAAGGAGAAAAGACGAAAAACUACAGAUACUGAUAUUUUGUCCGGUUCGGAUUUUGACUCUGACUCGAACAGUAUUACACCGUUAAUUGAAGAAGACAUAUUGUUAAAUGCUUCACAUUCAGAUCAUGACCUUGAUGAUAUUAAAAAUAUCGAUGAGGAUCACCCUUGGAAUAUUGUAAUGAACGGCGCCUUGGAUGAUGAAAUGGCCGGUCUUCCCAUUGAUCCUCCUGAGGAUCCCAGUGAUCCUCCUAAGGAUUCCAAUGAUCAUCCUGAGGAUCCCAACGAUCCUCCUGAAGAUCAUAUUGCUCCUGAAGAUCCCAUUGAUCCUCCGGGUCCAGUCAAGGGGGAACCACGAAGCGCUAGUCGUAGUAGUAAUAAAGAAAAUGUGAACAACGAAAUUAAGGAAGAAACGCCAGCUGAAAAUGACGAUUGGAAGUCUGACCGACUGUUACACUUUAGUUUGAACGACCAGUCGGACAAAACUUCAAACAAAGUAAGGAAAGCUUCGGAUGAUCCUAAACCCAAAAAAGCACGCUCAAAAUCAAAGGAUUUGAAGUCAAAUGAAAAUAUAAUUGAUUCAGAUGAUGGGAGCACCAUCUCUGACAGUUCAGAUGAUGAUGAUUUUGUGGAAAAGUAUAACAAGAUUAUUAUCAACAGCGAGUCGGACAGUGAUAUUGAAUUCGUAUCCGUUGAAAAACAUAAAAAACGAAGGAGCAUGACAUUGAAUGACAUCGAAAUGGGAGUAAUUAAGUCUGACGGGAAGGGAAGAAGGAACAUUAGAUCGAUUUUAGCAGAUGAAACGUUAAGUGACAGUACAAAGGAAGCGAACCUAGCCGAAAAAGAACGGAAACUUAGACUAAGUCAAAAACAAAAACAUAUGGAUCUCAUCUUAUCACAAUCGUGUCCUGAACAAACGGAGGGACUUAUUUUAGAUAUUAAUGAACAAACCGCCUUACCAGUUGUCGUUGUGGAUCCCAACUUAACGGGGAGACUAAAACCCCAUCAGAGGGACGGUGUAAAGUUUAUGUGGGAGAGUUGUUAUGAAAGUGUGAAACAAAUCGCAGCUGGAGAUUUGGGGUCUGGCUGUAUUUUAGCGCAUUGCAUGGGACUUGGCAAAACCUUUCAGGUAAUAACUCUGAUACACACCUUAUUUGCCCAUCCAUCGACAAAAACAAAGCAUGUCUUAAUUAUUUGUCCCUUGACGGUUGUAUCUCAUUGGAGGAAAGAAUUCGAAGAAGCUUUUAAAUAUGUUCGAGACAAACACUUAGUUUCUGUAUAUCACACAAGUGACGAACGGGAUCCAGUAAGGAAAUUAAGUGUUAUCAGUCGGUGGUAUAGGAAAGGUGGCGCUAUGCUUUCAGGGUAUGAAAGUUUCAAUAGGCUGACCCAAAGUAUCAGUAAUAAUUGUAAACUUCUAGAAGCAUUGUGCGAUCCUGGACCUGACCUGGUUAUUUUGGAUGAAGGCCAUCUGUUAAAAAAUGGACGAGGUGGUCGGUUUGCAGCGCUCAAAAAAGUAAAAACGAAACGUCGAAUUGUUUUAACAGGGACACCACUGCAAAACAAUCUAUUAGAAUAUUAUUAUAUGAUUGAGGUUGUGAAACCAAGUCUUCUAGGAAGUAAAUCGGAAUAUACGAAUCGCUUUACAAACCCCAUUACAAACGGACAGUACGAUGAUUCAACAGAAGCGGAUAUAAUUCAAAUGAAGAAACGCAGUCACGUUUUGCAUAAGCUAUUGAAGAAUACGGUACAGAGAUUUGAAGCUUCCGAGCUAUUGAUGCACAUCCCUAAAAGGCGCGACUUUGCCAUAUUUAUUAAUCUUCACGAUAUACAAAAGAAACUGUAUGAUUUUAAGGUGGAUAUGGACACUCAAAACUCUAAUACCGUAGGGGUUAGGGACCUGAUAAAGAAUUAUCAUAAGUUUCAAAACAUAUGGUCACAUUUGUACCUUUUCCGAUUAAAACAGAAACAGCUGUUAAAAGAAUUCGAAAAAAACCCACUAGAAAGUAGAAAAGGAUCAUCUGAGAUUGAUCCCGCGUAUCUUUCCUGGUGGGAGCAAUUUGCUCCGCCCGAUAGCGAUUCAAACGUUGAGUACGGGCCAAAAUUUAAAGUAAUGCUUGCAAUUAUUAAUGAAUGCCAACGCAUUGGCGACAAAGUGUUAGUCUUUAGCAAUAGCUUGAUUGAAUUGAGUGCAAUACAGCAAUUCUUGGAGGCGUCGGCUACAUCAUCCUGCCAAUGGAAGUGUAAUGAAGAUUACUUUAGAAUGGAUGGAAGCACACCUCUCGAACAACGUGAGAUGUUAUGCACAACUUUCAAUGACAAGGCAAAUACGCGCGGUAGGGUGUUUCUUCUUACAAUUAAGGUGGGCGGCUUGGGACUUAAUUUAGUAGGAGCAAAUAGGGUUAUAUUAAUGGAUGUUAAUUGGAAUCCUGCAGUGGAUGAUCAAGGUGUUUAUCGAAUAUAUAGAUUUGGACAGGAAAAGCUGUGUUAUGUGUAUAGACUGGUUUCGAUGGGAACAAUGGAAGAGGUUGUAUACGAACGGCAAGUCACGAAGUUGGCUAUUUCAGCACGCGUCGUUGAUUGCCUGCAAAUUUCUAGGCAUUACAAAAGUACAGACUUACAGCAAGUCUACAGGUCGAAGUUCAUAUACGAUCAACCUAGACCAAUAUUACCACCUCCUGAUGAUAAUAUACUGGCAAACGUUUAUAAGAGCUGCCUCGAAGUAUUUAAAUUUCACGAACAUCAGUCACUUCUAGAAAAUCUGCCAGAAGAAAACUUGAACGAAAUCGAAAUGAAGAUGGCUUGGGAUGAAUUUAAUGCAGAAAAUGAAAGAAAGGAACAGCAGUACAAGGAACAACAAAUGAAAAUAGCUGCUCAGCAAGCUGCUACAUUAAAUACUCCUAAUAGGUUGCAGGAAAUUCUUCACCAACUUCAAAUUCCUGCAAAACCAUUCCAUCCUGUUAUUAACCCAGCCUCGCUGGUUAAUGGGCAAUCUACAAAAAUUACAGUUCCUUCAUUUGAAACGUUGGUCCAAAGUAUGCAAACAAAUAUGUCUACCACAGGAAAUACUAGUGGAACCAAUUUGGCAGAGUCUCGUCCAAUCAGCUCGGCAAUACCUAUACGAACAACCGUCCAGCCAUCUCUCACCACUUCUACCAUUACUAAUGGGCCCUCACUUGAUCCUCAGAAGAUUACUCUACCACCUUGGCUGGGUCCUAAGUUAAAUGUGCUGCCUCACCAUACUGCUACUACCAGUAAGAUUAGUGGAACCAGUGUGGCAGGGUCUCAGUCAAUCAAUUCUGGGCAACUACCUGUGCAGACAAAGGUGCAGCCAUCGGUCACCACCAUUAAUAGUGCAAUAGAGUUUCAAAAAGUUACAGCACCGGCAAGGCAGGUACAAACCCCUAAAUCGCUUAAAUCUACGCACGCAAACAUGCUGCCUUCAUUUACCACUCCCAACGAAAAUACUAGAGGAAAGUUGGGUGUAGGGGCAAUAACAUCUAGACCAAUGUAUUCUGUAGUACCACAAAAGCAGCCACCAAAUCCAAAUGUGAAGCCAGCUCUUAACAUUACCACCAAUAACACCAGUGGGAAGAUCACUGCAACACAGCCAAGGAAUUCUCCUAUACUAUCAUUACCAACAAACAGGCAGCCACUGCUUAACACUCCCACCAAUAACACUAAUGGGAAGUUCCCUACCGCACAGUCACGGACAAACAAUUAUCCCGUAGUAGCAGUUCCAACAGUUGGGCAGUCAUCGCUUAACAUUCCUACCACUGGCACUUCAACACUGUCAGGACCAAUCAAUUCUACUAUACUCCCAGUACCAACAAAUAUACAGCCAUUGCUUAACACUACCAUCAAUAAUACUAAUAUGAAAUCCACGCUAUCAAGCAGUUCCACUACACAAUCAAUACCGACCAAUGUUCAGUCGUCUUCCAACAACACCGCAUCAGGAUCUCCAGCAGUUAAUUCUAACGUCAGUGAAAUGCAUCGAUACAUUAACGACCUUCUUACGUUUGGACAAUUGGCCGGUCGCAAAAGAAACCCUGAUACAUCAAAUCUUCCUAAAGGAUUACAUAAAGGAGUUAAAGUUGUACUGCCAAAAAAACCAAGGGUGAUUACUGUGACUAAGCCUAAUGCAAAAGUAACUGAAACUGUAACACAAUUGAAACCUGUCCAACAGAUUGUAGUCAAUAACACUUCUGGAAGAGGACGUGUACAGAAUAGCUCGUCAUCGUCUAAUACAUUGCCGUCAACUCUCACCAAAGUUCUACCAAAAAAAUUGGUUAAAAACCCAAUUGCAGGAAAUGUAUCUAGAAGUGCUGAAGGGUCACCAUCAUCUGCGAAUAAUUGCCUGGUGCAACCGACUGAAGCAUCAGUUAUAGACUUAGUUAAUGGUGAUGAAGAAGACCUUCGUAAUAAGGAACGUGAUGAUUUGCUAUCAUCCUUAAAUCAAAAUGCAAAUAUUACAUUAUCAGCAAUAAUCGCCCCAACGCAGAAGAAAGGUGAUGUGAUCGAGAUUGAUUAGACCAUAAUUUUGAGUGGUUUAUUUAAAUAUAAUUACGUUAUUUAGUUUUUGUAUAGUGUAUUUAUAAAAUUACAUAUUCGUUUGGG